Blastocystis hominis is the source of this 1014-nucleotide messenger RNA. RefSeq lists its product as hypothetical. Lineage: Eukaryota; Bigyra; Opalinata; Blastocystidae. The record is from RefSeq and is a predicted model, not a curated record. Bases 1 to 1014 code for a protein of 337 amino acids. The transcript has 6 exons.
AUGACUUUUCCUCAUCUCUCGCAAAUCGCCGUCGCCCACCAAUCCUUUUUCUUCUACGACACCAUGGCGCUCACGCUCACGCACCCGACCUUGCUUCGCCUUGCCGCCCUUUUGGGUCUUCUGCUCCAGCAGCUCAAACAGCUCAAGCAACCCCAGGGAUCGUGGAAACCCGAAAUGGAGGAACUCCGAGAGGCCGUCGCCUCGGGAGAAAUCGCGGGAAUCGAGCAGUUUUGGCAGAGAUGGCGGGAAUGCGAUCCUGAAGAAGAAACCGCCAAAACGCUUCUGAACGAACUUGAAAAAUCAACCGUUUUCGAAGCGCCGAAGCAAAGUCGCGUGAAACUCGAAAUCGUGGGGAUUUUUGGAAUUCCUAAAAUCCAGGAGGUUUUUGCACAGAGCGAAAAGAAACUGUCUCUGGUGCCGCAAGUCUGCAUGGUCUGCCGCAAAAUCGCGCAUUCCCCCGCGAUUCACACGCUUCCUUACGUCCCGUUCGUCUGCAACUACUGCCUGGACCACCGCGGCGAGAUUUUAAUCGGCACCUUUGUGGAGCUUUUUGAUGGUCAAAAAUGGGCGACGUACCGAAUUGUGGGCUGGAAUGCCGAGAAACAAGAGCAUUUACUGCUGGAUCGGGACGGGUUCGCGCUCUCGCUGGCCAUCGGGGAUUUCUAUCACUUCUAUCGGACCUACGCGGACGUUUUGCUCGAGGCGUCGACGCGGUCGCUGGACUAUGUGGCGAGUGUGAAGUAUUACACGUUGUUGAUGCUCGCAAAGGAGGAAGGAGAAGAGAUCAUUGAUGGAGUUGUGCCGGAAUCGUACUUCGCGGAGGAGAAUGAACAUUGUCCGGUAAUGAUGAGGAUGAUGCGUGAUGAAAAGAUGUGCAAGAAAGUGGCUACGGAUCGCUCGCUGUUCUGUGAUAAUUGUAACCGCUGCUUCCAUAUGCGAUGUUUGAAGAUGAAGAAAGAACCGAAAGGACAUUGGUACUGCGAGAAGUGCUGCAAGCUAUGUGAAAAGAAUUGA